UCCGCCACAAAUUAACAUGAAAUGUCAUUUACAGUAUAAAUACAGCAGCAGAGGGUAUUUCCAACGGACAUCAGGCGGCGCUAGUGAGUGUCAGUAAAAUGAAGUAAUAUCAGUAAAUGAAGACGAAGAAGAAGACGCAAGGUAUUUGAAACGUACACUAGAUGGCGAUAGUGAGCGUCCGUUCUUCCCAACGGUGUCACACGCCUCCGUAGAAGAAGAAGCGACUUCCGGCCGAGGAUCUCCCUCUGCUUGUGUCCCUCCGCGCAGUGUCAGACAUCCAGGCCGUUAAAGAGUCUUCUUAGGCUUUAAAAAGCAGGCUUUGUCGCCCGCCUUGGAGACGCGGAACCCCCGCAACCUUCUGGAUGUACAAGUUGGAUGUUAAAGGAGCUUCUUGAUGCAGAACUUGGAUGUUAAAGGAGAAAAGGAUGUCGCUGGUGUUUGACGGGAGUCCACUGAAAGCCAUGCAGAGCUCACACACUCACACACUGCUCAGUGGCCAGGAACUGUCUCAGGAGAUCAAGUCCUUCAUCAGUGGCGUGGACACGGUCCAGGGUCGCAAGCUCAGCGUGCGAGAACACGCCCGCUGCGCCGUGCGUCUGCUGCGCUCCGUCCCGGCCUGCCGAGGAGCCGUGCUGGAGCACCUGAGGGGCGUCUAUGACGAGCACGUCAACGUCUUUCUGCACGCCCUGGAGACGGAGGGUGAUGGCGCUACUGGCAUCAGCUUCAACCUGGAGGACAUCAUUCAGGAGGUCCAUGGCGUGCUGUCGGAGUUCAUCCGCCUCAACCCGCGGGCUUGGGCCCCGCUGGUGUCCAGCUGGGCGGUGGACUUGCUGGGUCAGCUGAGCAGCAAGCAUGCCGGCCGAAGGGUGGCGCCCCACUCCUCCAGCCUGAACGAGCUCCUCCAGCUGUGGAUGUCCUGCGCUGCCACUCGCUCCCUCAUGGAGGCCUACUCUCAAUGCUUGGCGGCCAUGCUGGCCUGGUGCCCCGACGCCUGCGUGGACGCCCUGUUGGACACCUCCGUGCUGCACUCGCCGCAUUUCGACUGGGUGGUAGCGCACAUCGGCUCCGCCUUCCCCGGGACGAUCAUCAGCCGAGUCCUGGCCUGCGGGCUGAAAGACUUCUGCUCCUACGGCGCCAAGGACCAAGGGCUGGUAGUGAACGGAGUGGACAAAGGCAGCAAGGUGCCAAAGAUCGGCUCGGUGGUGGGAAUCCUGGGACACCUGGCGGCGCACCACUCGGACAGCAUACGGAAAGAGCUGCUCAGGAUGUUCCAGGAGAGCCUGAGCCCUUCCAGUCCCCUGUCCCCGACUUCAUCCUCCAGCUCCUGGGAAGGUUCCCCGCAGCUGCGUUGUGCCGCAGUGCCAUUUCUCCUGCAGCUGGCCGCCAUGUCCCCCAACCUCUUUGGCGCCGUGUCCGCCGAGCUGGUGGAGCUGCUGCGCCCUCCACUCCUGCUGCAGCUGCACAGUCUGCUGCAGGGCCUCCCCAGAGAAGACCUGGACAACAUGCUGGGCCUGGCCGUCCACCUCAUAUGCCAAAGCCCAUCAGGGGGAGCCCGGGUCCUGCGCUUCCUGGCGGACACGGCCACGCCGGCUUCGGUCAUCAUCUCCGGUCCCACGCCGUCCCCGCACGAAGGCGUGCGAGAAGGCUGCGACAGCCUGCUGCAGAUGCUGCUCCUGCACCUCCACAAGCUGGUGUACAACCGGGCGGAAGCGGCCGACGGCCACCCGCAUCACUCCCACCAGCCGCAGAUUGUCAUCCCGUUCUUGGAGGAGCUGCAGACGCACGUGGGCGAGCUGUGUGCCGAGACGCUUAGGCUGGAGAGGAAGCGUCAUGUCUGGCUGCAUCAGCUUCUCUGCUUGCUGUCCGUGUACGGCGGUCCCAGCGUGGCCACAGAAGCCCUCUGCCAGCUCCUCACUCAGGCCCGCAACCCCGAGGAGCUGGCCCUGGCCUGGCAGCUUCACAACAACCUCUCGUCCUGCAUGGCGGGCCUGGUCGCAGCCGCCGUGGCUCGCUGCGUGGCCCAGAUCCACACGCACAUCCUGGGGCCGCGGCAGCUGAGGCAGCUGCUGCUGAACCUGGCCACCGUCAUCCAGAGUCAAGACGAAGACCGAAGAGGAUCGGCAGACGCUCAGUCCACCAUGGCGGUCCAGGCGGGGUCUGCCGUCUCCCUGCACCUCCAUGAUUUCAGCCCGCUCCUCCUCCAUGGCGACCCGGCGGUAUCCCACGCCUCAGCGCGACUCCUGUCCGUCAGUCCGCUCCCUCGCGCCUCCUCCCCGGCGCACCUGCUCCUGCUCUCGCGGGCCGCCGUCGCCCAUUUCUUUCUGGCUCUUCGGCGGCGAGGGGAAGCGGGGAAGGUGAGGGCGGACGGUGUGCAAUCGGCCGAAGCCGUGAGCUGCUCGGUGCAGCUGCUGUCCCGUUUUGCCGCGUACUCGCCCCUCACUCUCAAGGCGGUGCUACAGCAGCUGGUGGAGGGAGUGCUGCAUAAAGGCAACGUGCACCUCUUCGGAGGGCAGAUGGCCGACAUGGCCGGCGCUCCCCUGCCGUCAUGCUCAGGAUCCCCCGAUGUCGGCGCCUCCCUCUUGGACAUCAACUGUCGUUUCGGGACGACGGUCAACUUCUCAGGAAGCGUGUGGUCCGUGUUCCACGCCGGGGUGAUCGGCAAGGGACUGAAGACUCCAACAGAAAUACCUCAGCCUGACCCGUCAGGCGUCAUCCAGAACAUCCAGACUCUGCUGACUGUCGUGGUCCAAUGUUGCAGCUCCUCGGGUCUCAACGGCUCGCGGACGCCGUCAGACCCCGACGAGCCCCAGCCCAUCAACGCCGAGGCCGCCAAAGUGGUGGCCGUCACCCUGGUGGAGAACGUGUGUCCGGACGUGGCCAACGGGGAGCUGUCCUGGCCUCCAGAGGACCACGCCCGCACCACCGUGGAGCGAGACAUUCACAUCCGCCGCUGCUUCGAGGCCCACCCGGUGCUCUUCCCCCUGCUUCAGGUGGUGGCAGCGGGGCGCCCCGCUCUCUGCUACUGCUCGGCCAUGCUGCGAGGCCUCCUGGCCAGCCUGCUGGCCCACUGGGAGGCGUGCCGCGGGGCCUCAUCCACGGACUCCUGGUGGCACCUGCAGGCCUCCUGCCUCCUGGUGUCCUGCAUGGGCGAGGGCCAGCUGCUGCCUCCCGUGCUGGCCAACGUCCACGAGGCCUUUGCCCACCUGGCUCCCUUCGAGGUGCGCCUGCUGCUCUUGGCCGUCUGGGAAUACGUGAGGGCCAACGGUCCCAUGCCUCAGAAGUUCAUCUUCAACCCAGAGAAAGGUCUGUUCUGCAGGGAUUUCUCUCGGGACGGCGACGUGGCGCGAUACGUGUCGCCCAUCCACAGUGUCCUGCACAAGAACAUUGACAGACUGGGACACCUGUGCUGGAGGUUUCAGCUCUGAGGGACAUUGCUUCAUGACUCUAGCAGUGCUGGAGGCUCCAGCUCUGAGAGACAUUGCUUCAUGACUCUAGUAGUGCUGGAGGUUCCAGCUUUGAGAGACAUUGCUUCAUGACUCUAGUAGUGCUGGAGGUUCCAGCUCUGAGAGACAUUGCUUCAUGACUCUAGAGUGCUGGAGGUUCCAGCUUUGAGAGACAUUGCUUCAUGACUCUAGUAGUGCUGGAGGUUCCAGCUCUGAGGGACAUUGCUUCAUGACUCUAGUAGUGCUGGAGGUUCCAGCUUUGAGAGACAUUGCUUCAUGACUCUAGUAGUGCUGGGGGUUCCAGCUCUGAGGGACAUUGCUUCAUGAUUCCAGGAGUGCUGGAGGUUCCAGCUCUGAGGGACAUUGCUUCAUGACUCUAACAGUGCUGGAGGUUCCAGCUCUGAGGGACAUUGCUUCAUGACUCUAGUAGUGCUGGAGGUUCCAGCUUUGAGAGACAUUGCUUCAUGACUAGCAGUUCUGGAGGUUCCAGCUUUGAGAGACAUUGCUUCAUGACUCUAGUAGUGCUGGGGGUUCCAGCUCUGAGGGACAUUGCUUCAUGAUUCCAGGAGUGCUGGAGGUUCCAGCUCUGAGGGACAUUGCUUCAUGACUCUAGUAGUACUGGAGGUUCCAGCUUUUGAGAGACAUUGUUUCAUGACUCUAAUAGUACUGGAGGUUCCAGCUUUUGAGAGACAUUGUUUCAUGACUCUAGUAGUGCUGGAGGUUCCAGCUCCGAGGGACAUUGCUUCAUGACUCCAGGAGGGGGCUCUCCUUCACUUUCCUACUUCCUGUGUCUUUUUCUACCAUAUUUUUACUCCACUUUUCCUCUUCCUGCGAGCCACACGCACUUAACGCAACAUGCCAAGGUCAUUACAAGCCUCAUGUAGAGAGGAUUUCUAAUUGAUCUCGUGACUGAUACAUUUUUCUUUCCAUCUUGGCCGUGGAGAAAAAAGACCAUGCUCAUAAGCUCUGUCUGGAAUAUGUGGGAGACAUUAUUUGGACUGUGGAUGACCUCACUACUUCAUGUUAAAGAUUGUGAUGUUAAUUAGUUUGGUUUGAGGCUUCACUUGAGAAAGAAUCCAAGCUGUAUUUUUUUUUUUUAAUAAAGUUUUCCAAAAACUUUA
This is a messenger RNA of Nerophis ophidion (straightnose pipefish), 4564 nucleotides long. It is a transcript of the gene ints5, whose product is annotated as integrator complex subunit 5. Gene Ontology annotation, biological process: snRNA 3'-end processing. NCBI's taxonomy places the organism in Eukaryota, Metazoa, Chordata, Actinopteri, Syngnathiformes, Syngnathidae. The record is from RefSeq and is a predicted model, not a curated record. The transcript has 4 exons. Gene Ontology annotation, cellular component: integrator complex. The coding region runs from base 408 to 3425 and encodes 1005 amino acids.